CGCUCUUGACUAAGAAGUCUGCCUUCAGUGCUGGAGCAGCAGCCAGUCAGUAUGGGAGGACAACACGUGGUGCAAUCAACUGUUUUAUUGUUGCUUCUGUCAGUUAUAUCGACAAAUAACUCUGACAAUAUUAACAUUCACGAAAAUUUAUCCCAAGUGUUGGAUACCUCUGAUGGAAGUGGCGGUGGUUCAGAACAUGUGACGAGCGUUGCAGGAGUAACAGACGCACGAACAGAAGCAAAUCAAAUUGAACAGUCAACACCUGAAAUAAGCGUUGUGCAGAAACCGUUUUCUAACACCGAUAAUGAAACGGUUUCGUCAGUUGAGAACUUAGCAACUGUAUUCAGUGCUACUAACUUACAGGGAUCUUCAGAAAGCAACAAUGCAGAGAACACGAGGACAACUUCACCCCCCAUAAAUAGUGCUGAUAUGAUUAUAGAAGGAAAAGGCAAAAGUGAAUUUCUCCAGCAAACAAAUAAGGAAAAUUUCAGCUCAUUUCCAGAAUUUGACCAUCGUCCAAACCUUAAUAACAGUCACACCGAAGAUGACAAUGCUAGUUUCCUCAACAGUAAUCCAUCUUACAGUGUUGCCACCGAUUAUGUAACUCCACAACAAUAUGUAGGUGACCUUUAUGUUGAUUCUGACAAUGGCAGUAUAAUAACACAUAAUAAUUACAAGUCUUUAAAUACUGAAAAUAAUUCUGAAGAGCCUUUUGACGAAAAUAGUUUUAAUCAGCUUAUUAAUGAUGGGUCAGAUAUAUACCAGGAUCAAAUGGCAGAUCAAAGUGAUUUUGAUGCGGAAGAGAAUCAGGAUGCAAAUUUGGAGAAUUAUAACAAAAGUAAAAUCCAAAGUCAGUCAAUCAAUGACUCGGUGUAUGAUGUUUUGUUAGAUUCACCUACUCCAGAAUUUCUUAAUAAUUCAUUUGAUAAUGAAGAUAUUUUUGAAAAAGUUUUUAACAUCUCAGAUAUUGUUGACAGUGAAGAAAAUCGCUAUUUCAACUACCAGGCAGGCAGUGUAGGACAUGCAAGGGAGUCUCCUGGGUCUAAUGUACAAGUCUCUGGUUCAAACACUGAACAAAACCUAACUGAUAAUGAGAAUGUUAUGUACAAUAAUGUGUUUGAGGUGUACCACUAUUCGCGUAAACCAAAUCCAGAUGGGACUAUGCAGAAUAAAACGUUAGGCCAACAUAUUGAGGAACUUGUUUUAAAUCGACUUCCUUCCUCAAAUAAAGACAAAGACAGUGACCAGAUAGAAUCAGGAGAUCAUGAAGAGAGCAAUAUUUCUUUGGAUGUUGAAAUAUCACCUGAUGAAAUUAGUGAAAGUGAUGAGGAAGGGACACACAGAGGGGCUAGUUUGGCCUUUGUGUUUGAUUCAACAGGUUCCAUGUGGGAUGACUUGGUUCAAGUAAAAAUGGGAGCUGAGAGGAUUAUGGCGACAAUGUUGGAACUCCCAGACAAACCCAUCUAUAACUACGUUUUAGUUCCAUUCCACGACCCAAGAAUUGGACCUGUGACUGUUACAAGAGACCACAAUGAGUUUCGGGAGAGCCUGCAGAAUAUAACAGUCCAUGGAGGUGGUGACUGUCCUGAGAUGGCAGUAGGGGCAGUAAAAGAGGCACUGUCUGUCAGUUUACCCAAUUCUUUCAUUUAUGUAUUUACCGAUGCAAGAGCCAAGGACUACAACCUGAUACCUGACGUGCUAGCUCUCAUUCAGAGGAAAAAAAGUCAAGUUGUGUUCGUGAUGACAGGUGACUGUGGAGAUAACAAACAUGUUGGUUACCAGGUCUUUGAGAAAAUUGCAUCUACUAGUUCUGGACAGGUUUACCACCUAAACAAGACUGAUGUAAAUGAGGUGCUGCAAUUUUUGCAGCUCUCCUUACAGUCCCGUAAAGUGAACUUGCUGUCUGUCAAUAAACCCGGACCCUCUGUGGAUGAACACAACUUGUUUGUAGAUGAAUCUUUGCAAGAAUUUACUGUGUCAGUAUCAGGUCUAAACCCUCACAUUGGUGUGGUGAGCCCUGAAGGGAAACCUGUACAGGGCCCUCCAAAGCUGAAUACUGUACUGUCACUGCAGAACAUUAAAGCAGUGAAUGUUAUUGAGCCAGAACCAGGACAGUGGAAGGUCAAAGUUGGCAGUGACUCAGAACAUUCAGUAAGGUCAACUGGCCUUAGUGAUGUCAAUUUUAACUUUGGAUUCUCUGUUGUUGUUACUGACAAGAUGGAGGAAACAUACCACAGACCACUGAAAGGUGAUAAGAAUUCAGUAUUAGUUGCACCCACUCAGCCAGACGUGGUGCAUAACCUGACAUCUCUGAAGUUAAUAGACUUAAAAGGAAACGAGUUUCAAGAAAUCCCACUACACCCAGUUCCUGAUAAGCCUGGCCUCUACCAAGGAUCCAAGUUUCUUCUGCCUAAUGAUUUCUUUCACCUAGGUGUUGAUGGAUUUGAUAAAGAUGGCUUCCCCUUGAAGAGAAUAUCACCUACGGCAAUUACUGGACAGAGUCCAGAGCCACCAGUAGUACACAUGAAGCCUGAGGUGAGAGGGUGGCUUAAGAGACCUGUAAGGAUGCAAUGUCACAUCGAAUCACUCAUCCCAUUCUCAGCUAUGUGGUUUAAGAACGGAGUUCCACUUACAAGCCGUGAGAAUUAUAAACAAACUGCAAAGUUAUUUUGGGUUCUCGAGAAUCCCACAGUAGCAGAUGAAGGGAACUACAGUUGUCACGCAAACAAUGUUGCUGGCAGGGCAUCCAGUGGAACUUGGCUAACAAUCACAGGUCCACCACCGCAUGUUGAAACUCCAGCACAAGUUGUAUCAGCACUAAACAAAGCGGCUGCCUUGGACUGCAUAGUGGAGAGCCAACUGCACUACAAUGUCACGUGGAGUAAAGCACUGGUGGAAACAAUAACAGCUCCUGAAACUGAAAAUGUCCAACAGCUUCAAAAUGAUGAGAAAACGAGCAUAUUACCCAAUGGAACUUUGAUUGUUAACACAGUAAACCAUGAUGAUGAAGGCUGGUACACUUGCACUGCAACAAACAAGGGUGGAACGAGUGAGGGGCAGGUGUACCUUGCACUGAAGGAGCCAGUGCAUGUGGAGGUUGUACCAGAGCGAUUUCACUUCCAGCAAGGAGACUCAGUCAGCCUGUCCUGCCAUUCCACCAGUAUACCCAAGCCAUCAUUUGUGUGGAAGAAGGAUGGGCAUGUCUUGAAGGAGGGAGACGGAAGAAACCUAAGACUGACUGAAGAGGAAAGUGGUUUGACCUUGUUCCUGGAAUAUGCUGACCCCUCUUAUGCAGGAGAAUAUCAGUGUGUGGCUGAAAAUGAUUAUGAAGUGGAUACUGGUGUCUCUGUGGGCAAGUAUAUUGAAGCUCCAGCCAUGGUUGCUGUGGAAGGUAGUGUACUGGCCAGAGUGGGAGACACUGUUCAACUGAAAUGCAGUGCUAAAGGUUAUCCUACACCAGUCAUUGGGUGGUCAAGGAAUGAAGAGGAAAUUGUCACCAGUUCCAAAUAUGAAGUGCAGGAAGAUGGAACACUGCUGAUCAGUGACACGCAAGUGACUGACAAUGGAGAAUAUAUAUGUAUCGCUGAAAAUGAGCUGGGAGUGGACAUUGAUGUAAUUUCUUUGCAAGUAGGACUGCCACCACAAAUAGUACACCUUCCAAGAGAUGUGCAAAUUGACAUCAGUGGAAAUGGCACUGUUCCAUGUAUGGCAGUCGGAGUGCCAAUUCCCACAGUCUUGUGGACCAGAGAGGAUGGUAAACAGCUGAACACAAGCAGCACUGUAACCACAGAGCACGGUAACCUGCAGAUUACUU
Molecule: messenger RNA, 3814 nt
Organism: Cryptotermes secundus
Lineage: Eukaryota; Metazoa; Arthropoda; Insecta; Blattodea; Kalotermitidae
Product: hemicentin-1
Exons: 15
Source: RefSeq, a predicted model, not a curated record